Molossus molossus (Pallas's mastiff bat) is the source of this 1584-nucleotide messenger RNA. RefSeq names its product recombination activating 2 (gene RAG2). Gene Ontology annotation, molecular function: protein binding; sequence-specific DNA binding. The record is from RefSeq and is a predicted model, not a curated record. Lineage: Eukaryota; Metazoa; Chordata; Mammalia; Chiroptera; Molossidae. The coding region runs from base 1 to 1584 and encodes 527 amino acids. Gene Ontology annotation, biological process: V(D)J recombination. The transcript has a single exon. Gene Ontology annotation, cellular component: DNA recombinase complex; nucleus.
AUGUCACUGCAGAUGAUUACAGUCAGUAAUAAUGCAACCUUAAUUCAACCGGGCUUCUCACUACUGAAUUUUGAUGGGCAAGUUUUCUUCUUUGGCCAAAAGGGCUGGCCCAAGAGGUCCUGCCCCACGGGAGUUUUUCAUUUUGAUGUAAAAAAUAACCAUCUCAAACUGAAGCCUGCAGUUUUUUCUAAGGAUUCCUGCUACCUUCCCCCUCUUCGCUACCCAGCCACUUGCACCUUCAAAGGAGGCUUAGAGUCUGAAAAGCAACAAUACAUUAUCCAUGGAGGGAAGACACCCAACAAUGAGCUUUCAGAUAAGAUUUAUGUCAUGUCUGUUGUGUGCAAGAACAACAAAAAAGUUACUUUUCGCUGCACUGAGAGAGACUUGGUAGGAGAUGUUCCUGAAGCCAGAUAUGGUCAUUCCAUUGAUGUGGUCUACAGUCGAGGGAAAAGCAUGGGUGUUGUCUUUGGAGGCCGAUCAUACAUACCCUCUGCCCAAAGAAUCACAGAAAAAUGGAAUAGUGUAGCUGACUGCCUGCCCCAUGUUUUCUUGGUGGAUUUUGAAUUUGGGUGCUCUACAUCAUACGUCCUUCCAGAACUUCAGGAUGGGCUAUCUUUUCAUGUCUCCAUUGUCAGAAAUGAUACCAUUUAUAUUUUAGGAGGACAUUCACUUGCCAAUAACGUCCGCCCUGCCAACUUAUACAGAAUAAGGGUUGAUCUCCCCCUGGGUAGCCCAGCUGUAAACUGCACAGUUUUGCCAAGAGGAAUCUCUGUCUCCAGUGCAAUCCUGACUCAAACAAACAAUGAUGAAUUUGUGAUUGUGGGUGGCUAUCAGCUUGACAAUCAAAAAAGAAUGGUCUGCAACAUCAUCUCUUUUGAGGACAACAAGAUAGAAAUUCGUGAGAUGGAGACUCCAGAUUGGACCCCAGAUAUUAAGCACAGCAAGAUAUGGUUUGGAAGCAACAUGGGAAAUGGAAGUAUUUUUCUUGGCAUACCAGGAGACAAUAAACAGGCUCUUUCAGAAACAUACUAUUUCUACAUGUUGAAAUGUAUGGAAGAUGAUGUGAAUGAAGAUCAGCAAACAUUCACAAAUAGCCAGACAUCAACAGAAGACCCAGGGGACUCCACUCCCUUUGAAGACUCAGAAGAAUUCUGCUUCAGUGCAGAAGCAAAUAGUUUUGAUGGAGAUGAUGAAUUUGACACCUAUAAUGAAGAUGAUGAGGAAGAUGAGUCUGUAACUGGCUACUGGAUUACAUGCUGCUCUACUUGUGAUGUGGAUAUCAACACUUGGGUACCAUUUUAUUCCACUGAACUAAACAAACCUGCCAUGAUCUAUUGCUCUCAUGGUGAUGGGCACUGGGUCCAUGCCCAGUGCAUGGAUCUGGCAGAACACACACUCAUCCAAUUGUCAGAAGGGAGCAACAAGUAUUACUGCAAUGGGCAUGUGGAGAUAGCAAGAGCACUGCAAACCCCAAAACGAGCGCCACCCUUAAAAAAGCCUCCACUGAAAUCCCUCCACAAAAAGGGUUCUGGGAAAAUCCUUACUCCUGCCAAAAAAUCCUUUCUUAGAAGGUUGUUUGAUUAG